AUGAUUGAAGAACAUCAAGAUAAAGUAAUUGUCCAAUUGGAUUCAGAUCCUACUACCUCCGUUACCAUUCUUAAAUAUGGAGCUACUGUAAUUUCAUGGAAGUUGAAAGGUGAAGAACAAUUGUGGGUAUCAACUGCUGCCAAAUUAGAUGGAUCUAAACCUGUUCGUGGUGGUAUUCCUUUAGUAUUCCCUAAUUUCGGUAAAACCAAAGAUGAAUCGAAAGCUACUUAUGAUUUACCACAACAUGGAUUCGCAAGAAACUCCGAAUGGGAAUUUUUAGGUCAAACUACUUCAAAUCCAAUAACUGUUCAAUUUGCUUUAAGUCCAGAAAUAGCCAAUAAAGAAGUUUAUGAUUUAUGGAAAGGCAAACCUGAUUUCACCCUUAUCUAUAAUAUCACCUUAGCCGAUGAAAAAUUAACCACUACUAUCGAAGUUGAAAACCCUGGUGAUAAACCUUUUGAGUUCAACUGGUUAUUCCACACUUAUUUCAGAGUGGAUGAUAUUACUGAUAUUGUAGUCAAUAACUUAACUGAUGAAGAAUGCUAUGAUCAAUUAUUAGCCACCACUUACAGAGAAAAAGCACCAAUGGUUAAUUUCAUUGAAGAAUUUGAUAGAAUCUAUAAGAAAAUUCCUGAAGAAAAAGUCUUACAAAUUAUAAAAUUAGGUCACGUUCAACAAAACAUUAAGAGAUCAGGAUUACCAGAUGCUGUUGUUUGGAAUCCUUGGAUAAACAAAUCCAAAGGUAUGGGCGACUUUGAACCCAAAUCAGGUUAUUUGAAUAUGUUAUGUAUUGAAGCUGGAUUGGUUGGUGAGUUCAAAACAUUAUCACCAGGAGAAAAAUGGACCGGAAGUCAAGAUUUCUACCCAAAAGGUGAAAUUUUAGUUCAAUCUAAUAUUUAUUAA
Molecule: messenger RNA, 903 nt
Organism: Yamadazyma jaroonii
Lineage: Eukaryota; Fungi; Ascomycota; Pichiomycetes; Serinales; Debaryomycetaceae
Source: the annotation of a GenBank genome assembly